Molecule: messenger RNA, 9624 nt
Organism: Conger conger (European conger)
Lineage: Eukaryota; Metazoa; Chordata; Actinopteri; Anguilliformes; Congridae
Gene: tcf20
Product: transcription factor 20
Exons: 6
Coding region: 1592-9451 (2619 amino acids)
Biological process (GO): regulation of transcription by RNA polymerase II
Cellular component (GO): nucleus
Source: RefSeq, a predicted model, not a curated record
GAGGGGGUGGGGGUUGCAUGGACCUCACUGGUUAAGGGUCCUAUAGGCACCCCGAUUGUGCUGCUAUUAUUUUUGAGGUGAGGACAAAAGAAAGGGAAUUUUUUGGAGGAAAAGGCCCAGGAACUGUGUGGAUGUGACGGGGCCCCUAACUCCGCCGCUGCUGGUCGGCGUUGUCAAGACGGGAAAGGGAGAAAAUCGGCGGGGCUUUCCACUCAAGACCGAGGUUUCCGGCUACGGCGGAGAAAAUUACACAAAACACCCUUUAUGCUUCAUUCGGCCUUGGGAUUCAGAGUCUGACGCUGAAAUCAGAUAUUGGCCCCCCUCCUGCUAGCAAAUGAGAAGGAUUAAAUGGUACAAUACAAUAAAAGUGGAAUGUGAGAAAGAUAUCCUCGGUUCUUUGGAUGACAGUCAUCUAUGGAUGUUAUAAUGGCAAGAAAAAAAGAUGGAAGAAAAAGGAAAGGAAAUGGAAGAAUCUAGUACAGGAAUUCAGAGACCACCAGCAUAAAAAGUAACAAAGUAAUUCAAUCAUACAGGACCAGAAAAAAAAAAACAAGAAAAACAAAUGAAAAAAGACCAGAGACCUUAACAAUGGGAAAAAAAGACGAAUAAAUUAAACUGACAGCAUUUAAAAAGAAAACGCAAAGCAUAUGCAGUGUUUACCUCUGAAAAACGAGCAAACACGGAAAUCAGACCUUGUUUAAUAUACUUACUGCUGGGUCAAAACAAAGUACCUUAUUAGGUUCUGAAGUAUUAAUUGUAGAAAAUAUUGGUAUUAAUUGUAAAACAUAUUGUACAGUACUGCUGCUAAGUCUACGCAGAAAAUAACUGCCAUAGGAAGAAAUUGAAUCAUGUUAUUUUCGGUGAACUCGUGAGAGCAGUCAAUUCCCAAUUCAAGGGUGCAGAGACUAACUACUUUCCAAUAUUGGAAUGAUAUGGAGUUUUGUUACGAUUUAUGUAAAUUCUGUUUCCCCAGCCACUGUUACAACUGUUUGACCUUUAGUUCCUCUAGUUUCUAUAGUAACCCUGAUUCACAUUGCCCAAACGUCUAGUGCCAAACUGCUGCAGGUGCAUUGUGGUGAUUGUAAUAUCCUUACUGUACUCUAAUUGUUCCUGUUGCAGCACCCAGAGCCUUUUUUCAUUUGAAUUCACUGUAAUUUAGCAUUUUCAGUCAGUGUGUAAACAUCAAACAUCAGGCUUGAAAAAGGCUUUAAGAUUUAUUGUAAAUGUGGAAAUUGCAGCUUUUAAUGCUACCAUCCAAUUUGCUAGAUAUGAUUUGAAAUUCCAGCCUUCAGAUAUUGAAUUUCCAUUGCCAAUGUGCAUUCCUUCUCUUGUUAUGAUUGCACCUCUUGCAGUUACAUUUGUGUAAAUUGCACCUGCUUCAGCAGCUCCCGUGAUGGUGUUGACUUUAAUGUUCCUCUUGUGACUGCAACUCAUGGCUAUAACUUUGUACGGCGUUGGCCACUAUUGCAAACUUUUACUGUCCAGCGGUAACAGUGGAUUACUUUUUCCUUCAAAGACUCAUUUUUGAACAGAGGUUGAAGGAAGAACAUUGAAAGAUAAAACUAUCGGAAACUGAAAAACCUAAAAAGAAAUGCAGAAUUUUCGAAACAACUCCGUUCCCCCUGCUCUUCCUCCAGGGUUUUCUGGCGGGAGUGCUGUAGGUGGGGGAAAUGCCUCCUACCUGUCCCAGUCCUCUGGGCCUCAGUGCUCACCAAGGAUGGCAGAGGAAUAUGCAGUGGUACAACAGCAAGCCCAACAAAAUCCUCAGAGACCAAACCAGCACCCACACCAGCUAGUGACCCACCACCCAACUCAUGCAUCCCACAUUCUGGGUUACGCAGGUAGAAAUAGAGCAACUGGGACUGGGGAAGCAUUACACAGUCAUGCGAACAGCGGUGGUAGUAGCAUCAGUAACAACCCUUACCGAAAAGAAAUGAUGGAUCAUUAUUUUUCAAUGAGUGGAAAAGACCGACAUCGGAGAGGUGGCCAAGCAUUGGGAUAUGGGCUGGGUUUUGGAUACCCAAAUAUGGAUGGGCACAUUCCUCAUCAGUACCGCCAUGCCGGAGCAGGAUCUUCUGGAAUGAUGGCUCACUAUCAGUUGGACUACAGUGCUGCAGCUGGUUCUGGUGGUACUAGCAACAGCGGUAGCAGUAGUGGCACUGGAGCCUUUUCUCCUUCCCACCAGUACAGUUUGAGUCAAAACACCCCAAUCCAAACAGCAGUGGGACCUCCAAUACACUCACGUCAACAAGCCCAGAAUUACUCUUCCCAACAAGCUUUGCACCAAGGGCAACAGCACCGAGGUUAUCCCACCUCUGGACACCGGCUGCCUCUUCAAUUUCCCCUCUACUCCUCUCCAAAUGCGCCUACUGGGACACCAGGGAUGUAUAACUCACCCCCGCUGAGAUACCAUGGGGGAAGCAACAGUGGUGGUUUUGAAUGUAAAGUGAACAGUUCAUCUACUGCUAACACGAAUCCUAGCUCUGUUAGUUCAGCAAAUUCAAACAAUAUAGGGCCAAUAGAUGGUGCAGGGCAAAGUUACCCCUCUUCUGGUUACUCUCCAUAUCAUUCCCAGCCAUCUCAUUCCCUUCACAAACACCCUGCCCAACCACAUCGUGGGUCCCAUCAUAAUUUAUCUCUGGGUUAUGAUGCCGCUCACAAAAUUCAUUCCUCUAGUCUGCUACACCAAUCCCCUGCUCCAGGUCUGACUGACCCUGAAAACCGUGCAACAUCCUCAACUGUCCCCUCCACUAAUCCCUCUAUGCCGCACUUCUCUUCCCAAGAAAUAUCCAAAUCUCCGAUGCACUCUCAAUCCCACCAGCCCCAAGUGCAUCAGAACUUCAGCCCAAUAUCUAAUCCAUCUCCUGCUGCCUCUACAGUCCAGUCACCCAGUUGUAGCUCCUCUCCCUCUCCACUGAUGGGCAUUUCUGAAACGGGAAACUCCACAGGGCCCGCCACUCUCCAAAAAACACGUACCAGUCAUAGUCAGAGUCGGCUAUUACAGACUGUGUCUCAGCUUAGCCCAGCACCUAACUCUAACAGUAGCAUCAGCAGCUGUGGGAGUGGCAGUGGUAAUGUGAACACUGCUGGUCUAAAUUCAAAUUCUGUAUCAGUUCGAACUUGUAUGGCCAUGGGAGUAGUUGGUGUACGGGAAGAAAACUCCUCUACCUUAUAUCCUUCUUCCCCUCUUGACAAACUAAUGCCAGAAUCUGCAAUCAACAGUCUAAAUGCUUUGACUUCACAAGUGGCUAAUUUGCCCAAUACUGUGCAACAUAUGCUACUCUCUGAUUCAUUGGUGUCACAGAAGACUGGGAAAGAUGGAGGAUUCCAGGAUCAUAUGCGAGAACAUCUAAUGCAGCAGUCAUCACAUGCCUUGCCAACUAGUCAGCAAAGGAAUAGAGGUAUUAGUGAUACUUUUAUUGCUAAGGCAGCCCGGGAAGGAAUUGGAACAUUCAGUAGUGAAACUGCUAACUCUGAAGAUGCUCCUUCCAUAGUGCCAGAGAGCCCUGUAAGUGGAAGGGAAGGAGAAGAACAGUUUUCUGGAGGGGAAGGUGAAAGAGUGAGGCAAAUGAGUGGUGCCAGCAGUAGCUCUGAGCCGACUGGCUACUAUGCUCUGUCUCAGAAUCGCAGGAACCAAAUCCAAUCACAAACUGAGCAGGGUGCUCAGAGUUUGCCUUUGCAAGUAGAAAUAGGAGCAGUGACACAAAAGAACCAGGCUUUGACUUCUCUGAGUGUCUCUCAACCUAGAAAAAAUGAAGCAUGUGGUACUUUUCCUAAAUCUCCUUUAUCUUCAUCCCCUUCUUCCCAUCCUCCCUCUGCACAACCCAGCCCUAACCAAACUUCUUCCUGCCCACCUGUAUCUUUGGUUCCAACCUUCUCCUCUCCCUCCUCAUCCCUCAUUUCCUCUUUUCACCCCAGUCAUGUUAAGAAGGCUGUUGUUGAUUCUCAAAAAUCUGGUAGAGAGAGGGUAAAGGAAGAAGGGGAGGGUAAAGGUAAGAAAGAGGAAAAUGAAGAAAGAAGUGAAGAAUGGAAAAGCAGCAAAGAGACUAAGGUGAACUCAAAGGAAGAAAAAGACAGAGACAAACAGGGGGUAAAAGAAGAAAUAGUAGUGCAUACACAUCCUUCCAAAAGAAAACCGGAAGAACAGGAAAAACAAGAGAAGGCAAAAUAUUUGGAUGAUCCAAGUAAAAACCUGAAUACUGAGGAGACUUACAAUACAGGUGUAGGUGUCAUUGUCUCUACACGUUCUGAGAUUCUUCAAUCUGCAACAAUAACAGAACCACAAACUGCCACCUGUGCGGCUCCACAUAGUCUUCGUCAGUCCCACAAUCUUAGGAAUUAUUCUGAAGAGGUUCUCUCACGUAGUUCUGCUGGAGAUUCCAACGAUCUCAAUGGAGAAGAUGAUGACAGGUUGUGUACUUACUCUUCAAAUCAUGGAACCAAGGUUCCCCAUAAACUAGGCAGUGAGCAUUCCUUGUCACCUCCUCCCCCAAGUUCUGAUACACGAAAAGUCCCAUUUGGAUCCUCAGAGCUACACCAUGGGUCUGAAAUUGGGUUGAAAAACAGAGGGAGAGGAGGAAUGGGAACAAAUGUGAAAUAUCAUGGGUAUCAUCAACCUCAACCCAGUUACAAUUCUGGGCCCAGGAAGGGUGCAGGGGUUGAUGAACUAAGUAGGAGAGGGAAUGGAUUUGAUGCAGGUAGGGGACAGGAAUACAAUUCUCAACUACAGCAACAAUUGCAACAGCCAAGUCUUUUACAAGAAGUUCUGCAAGGGUAUCACUUGGACAGACGUUAUGGACGCACUGAGAACUCAGCACAGAAGAUCUCAAAGGCCUAUUCCCAAUCUCAAAAUACAGCUCACCAGUCCCACCCUAGGCAUCCUUAUGUCAUGCCAGAAAAUGUAAGACCCCAUGUUCUAGUCCCCGAAACUGGGAUUCAUGGGGACCACCAAUCGCAUACACACACAGCAGCCUCUGGGAAGCGUCACCCUCCAAACCAGGGCCAGGGGAGCGAGCAUGUUGUGGGACAGGAUUCUUCUACACAUUCCUUGGGGUCUGGGGGAUUAGGAGCAAAAGAAGAACAUUGCAGUGCAGACAAGCACCAGACUGGAACAACUCGCAGUCAUUCCACUCCAAGCAUGGAGCAAUCUACAGAAUCUUCACCAAGGCCUCCUCCAAAACACAUUAACUUAGCUGAUUAUUCCCUACCUCACAGGAGACCCUCUUCAAAUCUCUCCGCUCACAACUCUGCUGUGCAGCAAAUACUACUUCAGGACACUGAAACAAUGGCUGGAAUUGGAGUACCUAAAAGUCAAACUCAGCCUCAUGCAUCAUCAUCUUUGUUAUCCUCAGAGCGCCGUUCUGUAAUUUGUGACAUCUCCCCAUCUCGCCGAACUACACCAGAAAGGGAGAGGGAUGGAGAAGUUGAUCAUGGGAGAAGCCAUCCACAGACCGGGUCUUCUGUCGCCUCUGUGAUUCAGCAGUCUCAUUCUACUCCCUCUGCAAUACAAGAAUCAGAAAACAGUAAGGCAGAAAAAAGUGAGAACAAGGCAGUGGAUUUUAAACCAAUUUCCAAGGAGGCCCAAAACCUCACGUCCAGUGCAGUGCAUAUUCCAGCUAAAGAACCUUCUGUUCAGAACCAGAACCGUUCUCCACGCCCAUCUGUUGACACAAGCUCUGAUACUCAGCAAUUCUCAAGUGCAAGGAAGGGGGAAAGUAAUUCAAUCAGUAGUCCCACAUGUCAUCCCAAGCAAGCUACCCAACACCCUUCAUCCAAUCCUAGUCCACUGUCUUCACCACCAUCAAGAUGUCAGCCCUACUUUCAAGGCUUAGAUGAAGUUAGUGGUCAUUCUACUGGAUUGGGAAGGUAUGGUCUUGGAGAAAUGAGAGUGGGGACCCCAAAAGCAAUUUCCUAUCAACCACAGUACCCUUUGCAUCCCCACCAUAAUGUACCAUCCCAGGCUCAACUAGAAAAUUCUAAAUCUCUGAAAUUACAAAUGUAUCCCCACCCUCAUCCUCUUAAUCAGUCACAUGUACUAGAUGAGAGAUGUGACUGGACAGCUUCAAACAGUAACAGAUCCACAGAAAAUACCAUGAUGUCUCCUAGAUCAGGCAGGCCUCGACACCAAAGCCCACCGGGGCGGAGAUCUCUUGACAGCUUGCCUGCCCCUCAACCUCAUCUUCAGGGGAACUAUUAUGACCCUGUCAAAAUGUGGGGAUUGUCUGAAAGAGAUGGUAUAGGGACAAUGGAAGGUGGCAAUUCCCGAAGAAACCAGGUAUCUGCAGCUGCUUCUGGGGCAGUAGCUCUGCCUGCAACUCCAGCAUCUGGGGCACGAUGUGUUCAGUCAAACACCCCAAGGGAAGAGCUGGUCAAAUCAUUGCAUCAAAUGCCGACAUCCAGUUCCCAUAAUCAGUCUGUUUGUAGUAAUAGCAGCAGCAGUAACAGUACAAAUGUUAACUUGGGGGUGCAACAGGGUCAUGGGCAAAACAGAACAGUUGGUUCUGGGGACACCAACCCUCUAAUGAUGAGAAGAAGGGUCCGUUCUUUUAUCUCGCCAAUUCCUGCAAAGAGGCAGCAUCAAGAUAUAUCUCAGCAUCAAAGAGGUUCUUCUAGUCAGUACCCUGCCCCCUUACCUAACUCUGAAUCCAAGCACCAAAAUGAUGCAUCAUUGAGUCCAGAUCCGUCCCAAUCUAAAAUGGCUAUUCCUAAUGCUCCUUCACCCACUCAUGGUAAAACUAAAAUUUUGCCACCCCGGAAAGGCAGAGGCCUUAAGCUGGAAGCAAUAGUGCAGAAAAUUACCCCCAAUGUUAAAAAGACCACAAACAAUAACAGUCACACUAAUUCUGCAUCAAACCAUCUUUCUGGAUUGCCUCAUUCACAGGUUACUGAUUGUAACUCAGAAACACAGGAGCAAGACGCUUGUGUUGAGAGCAAUUUCUCAAGAGUUGGUACUGUGACCGGGAGUUGCUUACCUUACUUGGGUGAGGGUCUUUCCUUGGAUGAAAUUAUGUACUACAGAGGGGUUGAGGAAACUGGGCCCCUUCCUCCUACUGCCUAUCCAUGUGACCCCCAUCAAGAUCCGCAAAUGCUCAAAAGGGAUGCAACAGGAAACAUGACAAGGAAUCCUGUUGGGGAUUUAGAACCAGAUUUUGGAAUAAACACAACAGUAUCUCCAAUGACUGAACGGGAUGGUGUGGUAGAGAGGGCUAAAGAUGAACUUCAGAUAGAUUCUGACUUCCCCCUUUUAGGCCCCUUACCACCUCCUCCUCCAUUACCUUGUCCUGUGCAAGCCUCCCCUCCUCCUUCUUCCUCUGCUUUGUCUGACAUUCAGCAUUUCACAAAUACAUAUCAGCAACUGGAGACUCGGAAAGGAGAACAUUCUGCAGCUAACCUGCUCAGGCAAAAACUGCAAGAAACUGGCAUGGGCUUGGGAAUGGAUGACUUUACAGGCAAUGACUAUUUUGGGACCCAGCCAGCUCACCAUAACCCAGAUAUAGGUGCCUGCCUGCUAAACAGGGCCCCACAUGUAUAUCAGCAACAUCUAAUUCCUUCUGCUCGGACUGCUUCCUCAAUGGCAGGCUUAUCCCAAUUACCCGAACCAAAGCCUCCAGAGAGUGCAGUGCCUAAAGGAUACUUCCCAUCAGGGAAGAAGAAGGGACGGCCUGUCGGUAGUGUAAAUAAGCAAAAGCGUGCCCAGGCCCAAGCCCACAAUGCGUCACUUAAUACGCCCACUGUUAAUGUUAAUGAAGCACCUCCACUUACACCUACGCAUACACCUGCCUACAGUGCAACAUCACAGAUUGUAUCUAGUGCCAGUUCCUCUGCUGAAACUUCUGAAACUUUUCUGCCAAAUGAUAACAAAAUUUCCUCUGCAUCAGUUUCUCCUGCUGCGUCUCAGACGGUUAAAACCGAUGCAGAGAGUGAGGAUUUGCAGCCGGAGAUAAAAUUGAAUUCCGUUGGGCACGAUCAAAGAACGGGAGAAGGUGAAGAAGGUGAUAAGGUUUGGGUAGGCAACAGACAGAGACGAAGGAGAAGGAGAGGAGUAGUAGCAAUGGUGGGGAAAGAGGAACUGCAAGCUGGGACUCAAGUUGGAGGGAAAUUUGUCGCGGGUGGAAGUUUCACAGAUUACAGGUCGUCUGCAUUUGCUCCUUACAUUCAUGUGGAGAGAAAGGAAGUGGAAAUGGGAGCUGUUUGUACUAUUGUGAAUGCUGAAGAUGAACUGAUGAAAGGAGAAAAUGGUGGUGAAGGAGGGAUUGAUGUGAUUUUAACUCCAAUUUCUUCAUCUCAAGGAGACCGAGAAAUCGAAAACAUGAGAGAGAAGAAAGAACCAGAACCAGUAAGUUCUGUACUUCUUGAGUCUUGCACAACAGGUAAAGCUCUUCCCUCGUCUGGGUAUGUUCUGUCAGGAGCAGUGUCUACCGAAUUGGGCCAAUUUGGCCAACUUCUCUGCUGUCUGUGCAAGAAGUGGGCCAACUACAAAAAUCUUGGAGACCUCUAUGGACCCUACUACCCUCCUGAGUACGCUUCUAAGCUUCCUAAGAGUCACCCCCAGACUCGACAGAGUCUUUUGACCUGCAGAGCCGGUAGCAUAGGAGUAUCUGUAGGAACAGCGUCAACAGAGUCAAUGAAACCGAACAUUCAAACAAUAGAAGCCCAAACUGCCAAGUCUGUGAUGGAAACUCAGCAUAUAGGAUAUCAAGAUGUAGACCCAGUAUCCGUGUCUAUAGACACAGUAUGUCCAGUGGUUAGCAGGGACAUGCAUGCUCUCCCAGACCGUUUCAGCAGUGUUGAUGCUGACAGUGAAGAACCACAACAGCAGGACCUGGGCCAAGACGUUAUGACUAAUGAUGGGCUUUUGCAACAAUCUCAACAACAAAGUGAGCUUGAGGAAAAACCAGAAUCACAAUUGCAGAACCAGCAGUGGCCCACAGAAGAAAUUCACCAAAGGCCACAGCACAGAAAACUGACUUCCCAUCCACGGUUCAAACGACGACACAAAUCCAGUGAGGAUUUACCCAAAUCCACACCCACAAACAACAAAGCGUUGCUGCCUUUUCAGCCCCCACCACAGCCACUUAACCAAGACGCCUCUGAGCCUCUCUCUCAAUUAGCCCAGCUUCCUCAGGUUCCUCUUGACCCAGAGGAGUUGUGGGUGCAUGAGAGUUGUAUAGUCUGGGCCAGUGGGGUUUACCUGGUCAACGGACGGCUCUAUGGCCUAAAGGAGGCCCUGGAUGGUGCCAGUGACACACGCUGCUCACGGUGUGAGGCUGUGGGCUCCACCCUCGGCUGCUACAGUAAAGGCUGCACACUGCGAUAUCAUUACCUGUGUGCCCUUGAAGCAGACUGCUCUCUAAACGAAGACAAUUUUUCACUGCGAUGUCUGAAGCACAAGUUCCCUCUGAACAGUUCAGCAGUGAAGCCGGUGUGUCCUGAGCAGUCUGAGAGAGGAUGAUUUAGGAAGGAGGAGAGACAUUGAUGGCUGAGACUGGUGAGUGGGGGACAGCAACGGCAGAACAGUCCUUUUGUGGAAACGUCGAAAGACAAGAACAGAUGACCAUGAAAGAAGAGUAACGAGUGAAGAGUUUGGGGGAAAAAAAAAAAACACUUUGGGGGGGGGGGGGGGGA